Molecule: messenger RNA, 6149 nt
Organism: Nyctereutes procyonoides (raccoon dog)
Lineage: Eukaryota; Metazoa; Chordata; Mammalia; Carnivora; Canidae
Gene: TSC2
Product: TSC complex subunit 2
Exons: 43
Coding region: 284-6085 (1933 amino acids)
Biological process (GO): positive regulation of GTPase activity; regulation of small GTPase mediated signal transduction; regulation of cell cycle
Cellular component (GO): TSC1-TSC2 complex; nucleus; cytoplasm
Molecular function (GO): GTPase activator activity
Source: RefSeq, a predicted model, not a curated record
GGGUGGACCCCGCGCUGUCAGUGGCGGCCCGGGCCUUCGGCCGCGCCCACCGCCGCCGGAGCCUGGAGCCGCGGGCCCCCCGGGCUGUAAGGCGGAGCGGGUGCGAGGGGCCGCCCGGGUCCCCGCCCCUCCCCGGCCCGCUGCUGCCGGGCCGCCGGCGGUGCUCCAGGCCCUUGGGGCCGCGGGCGGGGCGUGCGCGCAGACCCGGCUUCGCGGGCGCUGCUCCUGAGACCUCUGCCUGUUUCCUCGGCGCAGAGGCGGCCUCGCCGCGUCCCUGCCCACCAUGGCCAAGCCUACGAGCAAAGACUCAGGCCUGAAGGAGAAGUUCAGGAUUCUGUUGGGACUGGGAACCCCGAGGCCAAACCCCAGGUCAGCAGAGGGCAAGCAGACCGAGUUCAUCAUCACGGCGGACAUCCUGAGAGAGCUGAGUGUUGAAUGCGGCAUCAACAAUCGCAUCCGGAUGAUAGGGCAGAUCUGCGAAGUUGCAAAAACGAAGAAAUUUGAAGAGCAUGCAGUGGAAGCGCUCUGGAAGGCCGUCGCGGACCUGCUGCAGCCGGAGCGGCCCCCCGAGGCCCGGCAUGCGGUGCUGGCGCUGCUGAAGGCCAUCGUGCAGGGGCAGGGGGACCGCCUGGGCGUUCUCCGGGCUCUGUUCUUUAGGGCCAUCAAGGAUUACCCUGCUAACGAAGACCUCCAUGAAAGACUGGAAGUUUUCAAGGCCCUCACAGACAAUGGGAGACACAUCACCUACUUGGAAGAAGAACUGGCUGGGUUUGUCCUGCAGUGGAUGGACAUCGGCCUGUCCUCCGAAUUCCUCCUGGUGCUUGUGAACUUGGUCAAGUUCAACAGCUGUUACCUGGAUGAGUACAUUGCAUCAAUGGUCCACAUGAUCUGCCUGCUGUGCGUCCAGACCGUGUCAUCCGUGGACAUAGAGGUUUCCCUGCAGGUGCUGGACGCCGUCGUCUGCUACAACUGCCUGCCGGCCGAGAGCCUCCCCCUGUUCAUUGUCACCCUGUGCCGCACCAUCAACGUGAAGGAGCUCUGUGAGCCUUGCUGGAAGCUGAUGCGGAACCUGCUGGGCACCCACCUGGGCCACAGUGCCAUCUACAACAUGUGUCGCAUCAUGGAGGACAGAGCCUACAUGGAAGAUGCCCCACUGCUGAGAGGGGCUGUGUUCUUUGUGGGGAUGGCCCUUUGGGGAGCACACCGACUCUACUCUCUCAAGAACUCCCCAACGUCUGUGUUGCCGUCGUUUUAUGAGGCCAUGACCUGUCCGAAUGAGGUGGUGUCCUAUGAAAUCGUCCUCUCUAUAACCAGACUCAUCAAGAAGUACCGGAGGGAGCUGCAAGCUGUGACCUGGGACAUCCUACUGAACAUCAUGGAGCGCCUCCUGCACCAGCUCCAGACCCUGGACAGCCCGGAGCUCAGAGCCAUCGUGCACGACCUGCUGACCACAGUGGAAGAGCUGUGUGAUCAGAAUGAGUUCCACGGCUCUCAGGAGAGAUACUUUGAGCUGGUUGAGCGAUGUGCAGACCAGAGGCCGGAGUCUUCCCUCUUAAACUUAAUAACGUACCGGGCUCAGUCGAUCCACCCGGCGAAGGAUGGCUGGAUUCAGAACCUGCAGUUACUGAUGGAGAGGUUCUUCAGGAACGAAUCUCGCAGUGCUGUGCGCAUCAAGGUGCUGGACGUCCUGUCUUUCGUGCUGCUCAUCAACAGGCAGUUCUAUGAGGAGGAGCUGAUCAGCUCGGUGGUCAUCUCACAGCUCUCCCACGUCCCAGAGGACAAAGACCCCCAAGUCCGGAAACUGGCCACCCAGUUGCUGGUGGACCUGGCCGAAGGCUGCCACACCCACCACUUCAACAGUCUGUUGGACAUUGUGGAAAAGGUGAUUGCCCGCUCUCUCUCUCCACCCCCUGAGCUGGAGGAAAGAGAUGUGGCGGCGUACUCAGCCUCCUUAGAGGACGUGAAGACUGCCGUCCUGGGGCUCCUGGUCAUUCUUCAGACCAAGCUGUACACCUUGCCUGCCAGCCAUGCGAUGCGCGUGUACGAGACGCUCGUCAGCCACAUCCAGCUCCACUACAAGCAUAGCUAUACCUUGCCCAUCGCCAGUAGCAUCCGGCUGCAGGCUUUUGACUUCCUACUGCUGCUGAGGGCCGACUCGCUGCACCGCCUCGGCCUGCCCAGCAAGGACGGGGCCGUGAGGUUCAGCCCUUACUGCGUCUGCGAUGCCAUGGAGCCAGAGAGAGUCUCGGAGAAGAAGGCCAGUGGUCCCCUGUCACCUCCCACGGGGCCACCUGGUCCUGCGCCUGCAGGCCCCGCCAUGCGGCUUGGCUCCCUGCCCUACUCCCUGCUCUUCCGUGUCCUGCUGCAGUGCCUGAAGCAGGAGGUGGACUGGAAGGUACUGAAGCUCGUGCUUAGCAAGCUGCCGGAGUCCCUGCGCUAUAAGGUGCUCAUCUUCACCUCGCCCUGCAGCGUGGACCAGCUGUCCUCCGCCCUCUGCUCCAUGCUCUCAGGUCCCAGAACUCUGGAGCGGCUCCGAGGCACCCCGGAAGGGUUCUCCAGAACCGACCUGCACCUGGCUGUGGUCCCUGUGCUGACGGCGCUCAUCUCUUACCAUAACUACCUGGACAAAACCAGACAGCGGGAGAUGGUGUACUGCCUGGAGCAAGGCCUGAUCUACCGCUGCGCCAGCCAGUGUGUGGUGGCCCUGGCCAUCUGCAGCGUGGAGAUGCCUGACAUCAUCAUCAAGGCGCUUCCCGUCCUGGUCGUGAAGCUCACACACAUCUCGGCCACGGCCAGUAUGGCCAUUCCACUCCUCGAGUUCCUGUCAACACUGGCCAGGCUGCCCCACCUGUACAGGAACUUCGCAGCAGAGCAGUACGCGAGCGUGUUUGCCAUCUCCCUGCCCUACACCAAUCCCUCCAAGUUCAAUCAGUACAUCGUGUGCCUGGCCCAUCACGUCAUAGCCAUGUGGUUCAUUAGAUGCCGCCUGCCCUUCCGGAAGGAUUUUGUUCCUUAUAUCACUAAGGGCCUGCGCUCCAACGUCCUCCUGUCUUUUGAUGACACCCCCGAGAAGGACAGUUUCAGAGCACGAAGCACCAGUCUCAACGAGAGGCCCAAGAGUUUGAGGAUAGCCAGACCCCCCAAACAAGGCUUGAAUAACUCUCCACCUGUGAAAGAAUUCAAAGAGAGCUCUGCCGCCGAGGCCUUCCGAUGCCGCAGCAUCAGUGUGUCUGAACAUGUGGUCCGCAGCCUCAUUCGAGUCCGGGCUGGCUGCAUGGCAUCCUCAGAAGCUGGCCCGGGAGCCCGAAGCAGGGCGGUAGCUCUGAGAAAGCCAGGCGUCCGGUGGCAGCUGCCUGCAGGCCUGUCCCCGGAGGAAGCCCCCUCAGGCUUUGGAGUCCGAAGCUUGGAGACCCACCUCCUCACUGCUGCCUGGCUCAGGCCCCUGCCUCGGGCUGGCCUCUGCCAAGUGGGGUUUGGCCGGGAGGGACGGGGGCGCAGGGGGAAGAGGCUCUCAGCUCUUUUUAGCCAGUUCCUUAACACAAGCCAAAUGUGGCAAAGGGGCUGUGAAACUUGGUAUCCGAACCAGAGCCACGAGAGCCUCUUCUCCGGCAGGAUCCAGACGUCCCUCACAAGCGCCAGCUUGGGGUCUGCCGACGAGAACUCGAUGGCCCAGGCUGAUGACAACUUGAAAAAUCUCCAUCUGGAGCUCACGGAAACAUGUCUGGACAUGAUGGCCAGAUACGUGUUCUCCAACUUCACAGCGGUCCCCAAGAGGUCCCCGGUGGGAGAGUUCCUCUUGGCUGGUGGCAGGACCAAAACCUGGCUGGUUGGGAACAAGCUUGUCACUGUGACGACGAGCGUGGGGACGGGGACCCGGUCGCUGCUGGGCUUGGACUCAGGAGAGCAGCAAGGUGGCCCCGAGUUGAGCUCGGACCCUGGCACGCAUGUGAGACAGGCAAAGGAGGCACCUGCCAAGCUGGAGUCGCAGGCUGGGCAGCAGGUGUUCCGCAGCACCCGGGACCGGGUCCGCUCCAUGUCCGGGGGCCACGGUCUUCGUGUUGGCGCCCUGGACACUCCAGCCUCCCACUUUCUGGGCGGCCCCACUUCCCCAGGCACGCAGGCAGCGCUGGCCAGCAAGUCUGACAGGGCCUCGGCUGGCGCCCGGUUCCCAGCACAGGAGAAGACGAGCCUGGCAGCCUACGUACCGCUGCUGACCCAGGGCUGGGCGGAGAUCUUGGUCCGGAGACCUACAGGGAACACCAGCUGGCUGAUGAGCCUGGAGAACCCGCUCAGCCCCUUCUCGUCGGACAUCAACAACAUGCCUCUGCAGGAGCUGUCCAACGCGCUCAUGGCCGCUGAGCGCUUCAAGGAGCGUCGUGACACGGCUCUGUACAAGUCGCUGUCGGUGCCUGCCGCAGGCUCAGCCAAGCCCCCUCCACCCCCGAGAUCUAACACAGUGGCCUCUUUCUCCUCCCUGUACCAGUCCAGUUGCCAAGGAAAGCUGCACAGGAGCAUUUCCUGGGCAGACUCUGCGGUGGUUCUGGAGGAGGGAAAUUCAAGCGAGACCAGUCUGCCAGUGGAGUCCACGGAGCUGGAGGACUUCGAGGCGACACUAGGCACAGACCGGCGCUGUGGCCGCGUGGAAGCUUACAGUAGGUCGUCUUCAAGCUCCAGCCAGGAGGAGAAGUUCCCUGCAGAGGAGCUGGCUGCCGGAGGGAUCCCCAUCGAACGAGCCGUCUCUUCCGAGGGCACCCGGCCUUCUGUGGAGCUCUCCUUCCAGCCCUCCCAGCCCCUCAGCAAGUCCAGCUCCUCCCCUGAGCUGCAGACCCUGCAGGACAUACUCGGGGAUCCCGGGGACAAGUCUGAUGUUGGCCGGCUCAGCCCUGAGGCCAAGGCCCGGUCACAGUCCGGGAUUCUGGAUGGGGCGGGUGCCUCCUGGUCAGCCCCAGGUGAAGAGAACCAGGGCCGGGACCCUGCACAGCCCGAGGGUCCCUUGCCUUCCAGCUGCCCCCGCUCCCCCAGUGGCCUGCGGCCCAGAGGCUACACCAUCUCUGAUUCAGCCCCGUCACGCAGAGGCAAAAGGGUAGAGCGGGACGCCUUCAGGAGCAGAGCUGGGGCUUCCAACACCGAGAAGGUGCCAGGCAUCAAUCCCAGCUUUGUGUUCCUGCAGCUCUACCACUCACCCUUCUUUGGUGACGAGUCCAACAAGCCCAUCCUUCUACCCAAUGAGUCCUUCGAGCGGUCAGUGCAGCUUCUCGACCAGAUUCCAUCAUACGACACACACAAGAUCGCCGUCCUGUACGUGGGAGAAGGCCAGAGCAGCAGUGAGCUCGCCAUCCUGUCCAACGAGCAUGGCUCGUACAGGUACACGGAGUUCCUGACAGGCCUGGGCAAGCUCAUUGAGCUCAAAGACUGCCAGCCGGACAAGGUGUACCUGGGGGGCCUGGACGUGUGUGGCGAAGAUGGCCAGUUCACCUACUGCUGGCAUGACGACAUCAUGCAAGCCGUCUUCCACAUUGCCACCCUGAUGCCCACCAAGGAUGUGGACAAGCACCGCUGUGACAAGAAGCGCCACCUGGGCAAUGACUUUGUGUCCAUCAUCUACAACGACUCUGGUGAGGACUUCAAGCUGGGCACCAUCCGAGGCCAGUUCAACUUCGUCCACGUGAUCAUCACCCCCCUGGACUAUGAGUGCAACCUGGUGUCCCUGCAGUGCAGGAAAGACAUGGAAGGUCUUGUGGAUACCAGUGUGGCCAAGAUCGUGUCUGACCGCAACCUGCCUUUUGUGGCACGUCAGAUGGCUUUGCACGCAAAUAUGGCCUCACAAGUGCAUCAUAGCCGCUCCAACCCCACCGACAUCUAUCCCUCCAAGUGGAUUGCCAGGCUUCGCCACAUCAAGCGACUCCGUCACCGGAUCCGCGAGGAAGCCCACUACACCAACCCCAGCCUGCCACUGAUGCAGAUGCACCCCCCGGGCCACCCCAAAGCCCCUGCUCAGGCGCCGGCAGAGCCUGUGCCCACGUAUGAGACAGGCCAGCGGAAGCGUCUCAUCUCCUCUGUGGAUGACUUCACGGAGUUUGUGUGAGGGGCCGCCCUGCCUGUAUGUGCACCCCUGAAAUAAAGCAGGUGUAGCCCUCGAGGCUCAGACA